Molecule: messenger RNA, 2582 nt
Organism: Vespa mandarinia (Asian giant hornet)
Lineage: Eukaryota; Metazoa; Arthropoda; Insecta; Hymenoptera; Vespidae
Product: protein Abitram
Cellular component (GO): nucleus
Source: RefSeq, a predicted model, not a curated record
ACACACGUGUGCGCGCGCGCACACACAUAUUGAAUCAAGAGUAGAGGAUCAAUCAAAGAGAAUUCUGCAGAAAGGCAAAAGUUAACAAUUGUCAGGUAUAAUGGAACCAUCGGCAAAAAAAUUAAAAAUUACUGACGAUCCCGAAAGUGAAAUUGACGUUAUUAAAAGUGACGAUAAAUAUAAAAUAAAAAUGGAUGUAAGCUUUGAACUGGACGAUCACGGGGGAGUAAUUAACUUGGACGAUAAAUCGAACGAAAAAAAAGAAGAUCCGAUUUUCUUAACAGAUGACGAUUCAUUUGUAUUUCCACCUGACAACGAUAUAUCCGAUAUGUUGGAAGGCAUCGACUAUAGUGGUUCGUUACCAACUAUUACCGAACGUUACUUUUCUACGUAUUAUAAAGUUGACGUUCAAAGGCCCGGAGACGAUAUGUGUAUCAGAGUACACAGUAAUCGUAUUUGUUUGAUUUCGUUAGCACCGAGUCAUAAUAUUUUUCAAAAUGAUAACAAAAUAUUAAAAGUUGAUUACAAAGUAAGCGACAAGUUAGAUAGGAUGUUAAAUAAGGUCUCUGGAAAAAGUAAACAUGGUGCUCAACCAUUACAAAUUAAUUCUAACAUUUGUGCAAUAUCUUGUUCGGACGGACAAAUAUACACAAUAAAGUGCUGUAUUAUUGGGAAAUUAAUAGAAGUUAAUGAAAUAUUAUUGCAUUAUCCUGAACUUUUAAAGGAACCACCGCACAAAGGAGGAUACUUGGCCCUUGUGCUGCCUAACUUAAAGCUAUUGGAUAAAAUAAAAGAUACAUUAUUAACAUCGGAGGAAUAUAAAACAUUUAUACUCUCGCGAUCUAAAGUCUAAAUUUUUUAAUCGCUAAUUGAUUAUGUUAAGACAAUAAUAUAGUUUGCCUUUAACGAAAGUAUAAGAUUAUUAAUAAAAAUACAUAUAUAAGAUUGUAAUUAUUUUUGAUAUAGGAUCAUCAUAGCUUAUGAAAACUUAAUAGGAACGAUAUCUUUAAGCGCAUAUCCUUAAAAAUAACACUUAUAAAUAAUCUUAUUAACGAUCAUGAAAGAAGAAAAAGGGGGCAGAAAACGAGAGAGAGAGAGAGAGAGAGAGACAUACAAUAUGCAAGUAUUGUGUAUUUUCUUUCUCUGAUAAAAUAACUUAUAUCAGAAAACUAUAAAUUUGGUAACUCAAACUCAUCAAUGGCACUCUAAAAACCCGUAUAUUUAUUUUAUACAAUCUUUCUCCCUAUCUUAUUUAUUUUCUUCAUCUUGUUUCUUUCGAGGAUCUUUCAGUAGAUUACUCAAAAUAAUACCUACAAAAAUUAUCAUACCUAUUCUCUGAUUAGAUACAAAUUUAUGAGCACAAUCUUUAGGAUUAUUGAUAUCCAAAGUAUUUAUCUGAAACCGAAUAUAUAAUAUUAUGGUUGUAUUUAUAGCAAUUUACACACACAUAUUCUGAUAUAUAUUAAUCACAAUGGUAAGUUUUUACCUGACUGACGAGAUGUUUUCCAGUUAAUCCUACUGCUACGUAAUACGGCCAAGUUUGCGCAGUUACAAUACCAGACGUUAGUAAUCCUGCUAUCAUAGAUAUACCAAAGGCAGACAAAUACAGUUGCGUUUUGUCUCCGAACUUCAAUGCGGUCGAUUUAAUGUUUAAUAGUAAAUCAUCUACCUUGUCCUAAUAUAUUAAUAUUCUUAAUAACGUAAUAGUGUUCUUAAACAUCAUAGAAACGAUGAAACGCAUCUACGCUUACUUGGUGGGCAUAAAUGGUAUCAUAUAUGAUAGUCCAACAAAUUCCACUGAUAUAAAGUGGUAAGCAUAUAGACCAAUCGCAUGAUCCUCGCACUGCUGACCAUCCUAAGAGAGCUCCCCAAUUGAAAGUCAUACCCAAUAUAAAUUGAGGCCAAUAUGUUACUCUUUUCAUUAAAGGAUAAAUUAUUACCAAGCCUGUAAUGAAUAAUAAAUAUGAUAUAUCUAUGCGUUAAAUCUUCUUUAUUCUUUUAUUUUAUCGAUAAGCAACAACCUAAAGAACUUGCACCAAGUAAAACGCUAUACCAGUUCAAUUGUAAUAGGACAAGUAAACCUAAACUCAAUUGUCCUCCAAGAAAAAUGAACGACUGUAAAUAUGUAAGUUGUCCAGUAGCCAAAGGUCUAUCGUUUGUUCUUGCUACCUAACAAAAAUUUUAUAUAUUUCAUAGAAUAUUAUAAAAUUGCAUGAUGGUAAUAAGUCGAAUAAUAAGUUUAGAUACCAUUUUGUCGAUAUCACUAUCCCACAUAUCAUUUAUGGUACAACCAGCGCCUCGCAUUAUAAAUGCACCUAUUCCAAAUAGCGUCAAUAAUUUAAGGUCUGGUAAACAAGUUGGAGAUGCUGCCAUGGCUAUACUCCAGCCGCAAGGCCAAAAUAACAACCAUGAUCCUGAAAAUGCAGGAUCAUUUAUUAAUAUAUACAAUAAUUAUAGUUGAGUCCAAUUAACGUAUAUCUUACCUAUAGGUUUAUCUAUUCUCAUAAGCCUCAUGUAUGGUUGUAUUUUUGGAGAAGAAUUAUUCAAUAUUCUAGCCGCUAAUCUCGAAUAUCUUCUCUCCU